UCUCUUCAGAUUGCUGAUUUUAAUCCACAAUUACUAUGUUCAAUACAUUUAAGUAUUUGGAUAAAUGCAUUAUUGGUCUCCAUUAGUGGCACAUUGGGUAGUGCUGUGGUGUCAUAUCCAAGACUUGUGAGAUAGAUGAAAUGGUGUUCCCAUGUCAGGUUUCCUUUAUUCUGUUCCUGGGGGAGCAGAAUCCAAAACUCUUUGCAGAUUUCCCUUUUCAAACAGCCAUACUAAACCUGAAAAUUAGCUGAUUAUGGUGUGUUUGAGAAGGGAAAUUUGCAAACUGUGUUCCUCCAGGAACGGAACUGGGGAACCCUGUCAUACACUAUGCAUAGCACAUACUUUUAUUUUUGAGUCACAAUGAACUUUAUCUGUAACCUCCAAACCCCAGUCAUAUACAGUAUAACGGUCUUCACAGUUUAACUGGUUUUCAUAGAUAUACAUCUGUGGGGGCCACAGUGGAACAGAGAGCCUUUCUACAGUGGAGUGCUUUGACCCACUCUCUAACGAAUGGAGCUUGAUCACUCCAAUGAGCACUCCCCGUCACAGCCUUGGAGUCACGGCGUAUAAAGGCAAGAUCUAUGCGGUGGGCGGUAUCAACAGGCCUGAUCACCUGCAGACCAUGGAGGUCUAUGACCCUACCACAAACCGCUGGCAUGCUGUGGCCCCCAUGUCCACACCGCGCAACUCUGCUUCCUCAUUGGAAGGUGUGUUGGUGGGAUCGAGGUCUUUGAAGACGAAGCUGUCCGGAAGUAAUUUUCCAUGGCCUCGCUAAACUCCUC
Brienomyrus brachyistius is the source of this 782-nucleotide messenger RNA. RefSeq names its product kelch-like protein 1. The transcript is spliced from 3 exons. Lineage: Eukaryota; Metazoa; Chordata; Actinopteri; Osteoglossiformes; Mormyridae. The record is from RefSeq and is a predicted model, not a curated record. Gene Ontology annotation, molecular function: protein binding. The coding region runs from base 530 to 775 and encodes 81 amino acids.